AUGGCCACCCACUCCCCAGACUACUCGGAUGACGAGUUCGACUUUGACGAGGAAUAUUUCUCUCGCACUUACCAACCCCUCUCCAACCUCCCCACGCCGCCUCCCUCGUCCCGCGAGUCCUUGGCCGGCCCGAGUCCCCGAGCCCUCCUGGAAGAUGGAGGGCUUCUCGACUCUGCUUUGCUAGGCCCAGCAGUGCACUUGGUCAACCUCAUUCCUCCCGCGGCAUCCCUGUCGGUACCUUCCGUCCCCUUGGUUCACGAUAUGCUCGUCCGCGCGGAUCUACCCAUGGACACCAUCGCCCUCGCCGUGUGCAUCCUCGAUUCGCUCAGCUCCAAGUUCUCGCUGAACUGGCGGCUGCUCUGUCCCCUGGCGCAGCGUGAGCCCGCCAACGAGAUCACGAAGCGACACACGAUCCAGGCCAGCCCCGUGGGUGCAACACAGCUCCACAUCGACUCGGUCAAUCCCGAGUUGAUUGUUCUGGCAGCGCUAGUCAUCGCCUUCAAAUUCUUGGUCGACUGCCAGGAGCCUACGUACUACUACCGGGCAGCGUGGGGACGAAACAUGUGGACAUGCGACCAGAUAAACUUGACGGAGAGGUGCAUUAUGGAAAACCUGGGCUACCGGAUCCUGCCGCUGUGGCACCCGGCACUCAUUGCCGACGCCAUCGGCGACAUGCGACGUGCCGCGAGGCAGGCGGCAUUCCCGUCAUACCCCAGAAAUGGGGAGGCGCACAAGCGCUCCGUGAGCUCGGCCGACGCCCUUCUGGGCCACACUUUCCCGUUGACACCGGCAGAAACGCCCAUGUUACAAGAGAGCCCAGGCGCCAGUCCCGUCUGUGAGGCUGUGAUGGCUUCAUUCGGAGACAGUGGGCCCAGCCCGGUUGACUCGUCGAUGCUGCCCCUACAUCCGAGGACCAAGAGGAAGGUCCCGUUCCCUGCAGUCGGUUGA
Molecule: messenger RNA, 948 nt
Organism: Chaetomium fimeti
Lineage: Eukaryota; Fungi; Ascomycota; Sordariomycetes; Sordariales; Chaetomiaceae
Exons: 2
Coding region: 1-948 (315 amino acids)
Source: RefSeq, a predicted model, not a curated record